Molecule: messenger RNA, 315 nt
Organism: Paramecium tetraurelia
Lineage: Eukaryota; Ciliophora; Oligohymenophorea; Peniculida; Parameciidae
Exons: 1
Source: RefSeq, a predicted model, not a curated record
AUGACUGUAGAUAUGCUCAUAUCAACUGAUGAUCGUAUGAGUCCCUUAUUAACAAAUUUGAAAUAAUUUAAUGAAUAAUAAGUGCAUGAACACUUGUUAAUGAUAGUAGAUUCCCCACAGGAUACUGUACUAAAAUAGGAAUCAGAACCAUCUGAAGAAAAUCAAUCAAUAAAAUCCACACGAACAUUGAGGAUAAGUAAACCGAAGAAAAUUGUAAUUGAAAAGAGUACAUUUAAAUUGGCUGAAAAAAGUCCCGGUCCUUUAAGUACUCGAUCGAAUCAAAAAAGGACUUCCUUAUCGAUCCAACAUUCUUGA